CGUGGCAAAGUGUGAAAGUGAUAAUGUAGAACACAUUUAUCACUCAUCGUAUGUUCUUUUCUCCAAAACUUAAUCGCUUUAACGAAGAUUUACAAUUACUCAAAAGCUACAAGCGUGACACUACCGCUAGUUUUGCCGAACCCGGGACCCGCUACUUAAAAAAAAAAAAACCUAUUAUUCAAAAAAAAAAAAAAAAAAACCUCUUUAUCAUUCCCUCCAAAAAAAUAAAUCCAUAAACACACCCGAAAAAAAAAAAAAAAAAACCCUUACCCGCUAUCAUCCAAAUACAUCUUCCUCGUACAAUUUGAUAGUUCCCUCUGUAAUCUGGAUCAAAGCAUUCGAAAAUCCAAAGGUACAAUCAAUUUCCCCCCUUUUUAGUUCGCCUUAAUCAGUUAAUCAUCCCGUAAUAGUUUAUCUUGCUCAAUCAAUUCAAAUUGAUUUCAUGCCCACCAACUGUUUGUUGAAAUGCUUCAAAGAAUUCUUUUCACCAACCCACGUUUAUAUCCCCGUAAUCAUCUUCAAUUCAACUUACCCUUCACAAUUUCAUCACUUUCAUCUCUUUUUCCUGGGAAAAAUUUAGUUCAAACUGAUAAUAUCGAUGCCCAAAUAGUAUCAUUAUGUCGAAAAGAUCGUUCUUUUGCAGCAGCAGCUUCAUUAUUUAACAAUGCCUUCACUUCAGGGACAACCCCUUCUCCCAAAACAUGUAAUUUCCUUGUUAAUGAGCUUAGGGAGGCAGGGAAACAUGAAUUAGCGUUUUCAGUGUAUAACAAAAUGACCCAUGUUGGUAUUAAACCGCUGUUUUAUUCACUAGCUGCUUUGCUUGAGUAUUUGGUGAAAUCACCUGAACCAAGUUAUGCAUUAGGGGUUGUUGGGUUGAUAUGGAAGAGCGGUUUUGAGGUUAAUGUGUACCUUAUGAAUCUUGUAUUGAAGGGUCUAUGUCAAAAUGGAGAGAUAGAUAAAGCAAUGGAGGUUUUGCAAGAAAUGGCUAAUAAUUCUGUGAAACCUGAUGUUAUUAGCUAUAAUACAGUAACAAAUGCUCUUUCUAAGGCGAAGAGGGUGUUCGAGGCGUUACAUUUGAUGGAUCGAAUGAAGAAAGCUGGUUGUUUUCCUGAUUUGAAAUCGUAUACUAAUGUUUUAGAUGGGUUGUGUAAACUUGGUAAGAUGGAAGAUGCAAUGGUGUUGAUGGAGGAGAUGAAGGAAAACAGUUUUGAUGUUGAUGUUGUUGCUUAUAGUGCUCUUAUUAAAGGGUUUUGCAAUAAGGGAAAUGCUGAUAAAGUUGAGGAGCUUUUUCAUGAGAUGUUGGAAAGGGGAGUGACUCCUAAUGUGAUCACUUAUUCAUGUGUGUUGCAGUUUCUUUCCACCAUGGGAAGGUGGGAAGAAGUUUCUAAAAUGGUGAAAGAUAUGACGGGAAAAGGGAUUCAUCCUGAUGCAACUGUUUAUUCAGGUAUAAUUGAUGGUCUUUGCAAAAAUCAGAAGACUGCAAAAGCUGUUUCCAUGUUGAAACUGAUGCAAGAUAAGGGUGAAGAACCGCCUGUUGCAACGUACAAUUCUGUAGUCAAUGCACUCUGCAAAUCUGGUUUAAUUUCUGAGUCUUUCGACAUAUUGAAGAUGAUGAUGGAUAAAGGGAAGAAACCCGACUUGUUGACUUACACUACAUUGGUUAAAGGUCUUCUUGAAACAGGGAAAGUUGAUGAUGCUAUAAUGAUCUUCAACUCAGUUUUUGAAGAUGAGGCUUAUAUUCAACCAGAUGUUAUUGCAUACAAUACAAUGAUCAUAGGGCUUUGCAAGGAAGGUUACCUUAUUGAAGCUGAAACAUUUUACCAGAAGAUGAACGAAGCAGGAAUUCACGGAGAUGAGGUUACUUACAGUACACUCAUUGGUGGAUAUUUGAAGGAAGGAAACGUUCUUCAAUGUCUGGAAAUAUGGAAAAACAUGAUCAGGGAUAAAAUACUUCCAACUUCAUACACGUAUGGGAUUUUGAUUGAUGGUUUCUGCAAACUGCGAAUGGUUAACAUUGCGAAAGGUCUGUUUCUGAAACUGAAGAACUUUGGUUUUAGUCCUCAAGUUAUGGACUAUACUACAUUGAUGACAACAUUGUGUAAAGAAGGUAGUAUUGAUGAAGCAAAGAUGUUAUUCCAAAACAUGAAGGAAAUGAAAAACUGUGAACCAAAUAUUGUUUCCUUUGCUGUGAUGAUUAACGGAGCCCUUAAAUCUGGUGAUUUUGAAUAUGGUAUGUCAAUAUUGACAGAUAUGUUUCAGAGAGGUUUGGUUCCUGAUAAAAUUCUAUUUUCCACUCUAAUACAGAGGUUUUCAGAUGCUGGAUUGAUGGAUGAGGCAAAACAGCUUUUUGAGAGGAUGGUUUCUAAGGGUUUUAAACCUGAUUGUUUUGAUUAUCAGAAUCUGCUAAUGGGGUAUUGUUUAAAAGGUGAUAUGAAUGAAGUUUUGAGUUUGCUUCAUCGAAUGGCAGAUGAGAAACUUGUGUUGAACUCGGAGUUGAGAGCGACAAUCUUGACAUGUCUUUGUCAUUGUAAUGAGUUGAAUAUGGUGGAUCUUCUUCCUACAUUUUCUCAAGAUGGUUUGAAAGAAGAUGAUGAAAUCCCUUGCAAUGAUUUUCUUGAAAAUCUUCAGAAGUUGCAUUCAGAAAUUCCGAAGCUUGGUUCUUGAUGUAUGUUCUGGAGAAGCUUGAGCUUGUAUGAUGGCUAGUAAGUCUGCGUUCUCUACUCUUGCAGUAUUUGGAUUUUUGAAGGCUUAACAUAAUACAUUUUGUAUUUGUUUGGUUGUGGAAAGCUCUAUUGAUUCUUGAUGUAAUUAGGAUUUGUUCUGUUUUUUAAGGGAAAAUAAGUUCAGAAAAGAUAAAUUCAGAAAAAAUCAGUGAAAAUCAGGUGAAUAGAGUGCAUCCUUAGUGUUUAACACAAGUCACAUAGGGUUUCUUCCAACAUUUCUUCCUGUAUUAGGUGUUUCUUCUAAAAAUCAGUGAAAAUCAGGUGAAUAUAACGCAUCCUUCAGCUA
Spinacia oleracea (spinach) is the source of this 3009-nucleotide messenger RNA. Its product is annotated as pentatricopeptide repeat-containing protein At4g28010. The record is from RefSeq and is a predicted model, not a curated record. The transcript has a single exon. Gene Ontology annotation, molecular function: protein binding. NCBI's taxonomy places the organism in Eukaryota, Viridiplantae, Streptophyta, Magnoliopsida, Caryophyllales, Amaranthaceae. The coding region runs from base 466 to 2664 and encodes 732 amino acids.